Drechmeria coniospora is the source of this 1788-nucleotide messenger RNA. RefSeq lists its product as uncharacterized. The record is from RefSeq and is a predicted model, not a curated record. Gene Ontology annotation, biological process: amino acid transmembrane transport. Gene Ontology annotation, cellular component: membrane. The transcript is spliced from 3 exons. NCBI's taxonomy places the organism in Eukaryota, Fungi, Ascomycota, Sordariomycetes, Hypocreales, Ophiocordycipitaceae. Gene Ontology annotation, molecular function: amino acid transmembrane transporter activity. Bases 1 to 1788 code for a protein of 595 amino acids.
AUGGCCUCGAGCAACGACGACACCGCAGCCUCUGUCAACACCGGCGGCGGCGGCGGUGGUGGCCCGGUGCCCGUCGGCAGUGGCAACUCGUUACGCGGUCUCGGGAACCAGCAACACCAUGGCCAAGACCAUGACCGAAACGAUGGUCAAACCCUUCACCAUGCCCUUCGCAGCAGUGCUCAGGGAAGCCCUCACGGCCAUUUGCACCACCACCAUCCUCACCACGCGCGGGAUGAUGACGUCGAAACUGGCUCCGGCCCCUCCCUCGACUCCGCCGACCUCGUCACCGCCGCCGAGUCGCAGAACCUCAAGCGCGGCCUCAAGCAGCGCCACCUUUCCAUGCUCGGCAUCGCCGGCGCCAUCGGCACCGGCCUCUUCCUCGGCCUCGGCAGCGCCGUCCAGCGCGGCGGCCCCCUCGGUGCCCUGCUCGGCUACGCCACCAUCGGCCUCGUCGUCUGCGCCGUCCAGUUCGCCCUCGGCGAGGUGGCCGCCCUGCUCCCCGUCACCGGCGCCUUCGUCCGUCACGCCGAGUUCUUCGUCGACCCGGCCUGGGGCUUCGCCAUCGGCUGGAACCUCGUCUACGGCAACCUCCUCUCGAUCCCCUCGGAGAUCACCGCCAUCUGCGUCCUCUUCCAGUUCUGGACCGACAUCAACCCCACCGUCUUCAUCGUCAUCUUCAUCCUCCUCACCGCCCUCCUCGGCUUCGCCCUCGUCCGCGUCUUCGGCGAGGUCGAGUUCUACUUUGCCCUUCUCAAGAUCCUCCUCGUCGUCUUCCUCGUCAUCCUCGGCCUCGUCAUCGACCUCGGCGGCAUCCCCGGCACCCCGGCCCUCUACUUUCGCUACUGGAGCCGCCCGGGCCCCUUUGUCGAGUACCUGGCCGCCGGGAGCUGGGGCAAGUUUCUUGGCUACUGGAGCGUCAUGACCGGCGCCGUCUUCUCCUUCGCCGGCAUCGAGAGCAUCGCCAUGGCCGGUGCCGAGACGAGGAACCCGCGCAAGGCCAUCCCGGCCGCCUGCAAGAACGUCUUCAUCCGCAUCGUCCUCUUCUACCUGGUCGCCAUCCUCAUCGUCGGCAUGCUCGUCUCCAGCGACGACGCCCGCCUCGACGGCGACAGCGGCAACGCCGCCCAGAGCCCCUUUGUCAUCGCCGCCUCCGCCGCCGGCAUACCUGCCAUCCCCUCCGUCGUCAACGCCGUCGUCAUCACCUCCGCCUGGUCCUCCUCCAACCAGGCCCUCCUCGCCGGCACCCGCGUCCUCUACGGCCUCGCCCUGAAGCGCCAGGCACCCCAGGUCUUCCUGAGGACGACGUCUUGGGGCGUUCCCUACGUCUGCGUCGGGCUCUUUGCCGUCUUCAUGCUUCUGAGCUUCAUGAGCCUGUCGAGCAGUGCCCUGGCCGCCUUCUUCUGGCUCGUCCACCUCACCGCCGCCGGCGUCCUCGUCUCCUGGAUCUCCAUACUGCUGAAUCACAUUCGCAUGAGGCUGGCCUUCAAGAAGCAAAACAUUCCUCUCGCCCGACUGCCCUGGCACAAUUCGUGGACCAUCUACAGCUCCUACUUUGCACUUGUCAUGUGCGUCCUCAUCCUUCUCACCAGCGGCUUCAAAAACUUUGUCAACGGCCACUGGAACGCUGGCGAUUUCGUUUCGGCCUACCUGGACAUACCCCUCGUUCUCGGUGCCUAUUUGAUUUGGAAAUUCGUCAAGGGCACCAAAUUCGUUGCCCUCUCUGACAUUGCCCUUCGCGACGCGCUGGACCAGGCCGAUGAAAAGUACUCGGCCCUCAAUCGGACGUAG